Xylaria bambusicola is the source of this 2008-nucleotide messenger RNA. RefSeq names its product ribonucleoside-diphosphate reductase small subunit. Bases 224 to 1483 code for a protein of 419 amino acids. The transcript is spliced from 4 exons. Gene Ontology annotation, molecular function: oxidoreductase activity. NCBI's taxonomy places the organism in Eukaryota, Fungi, Ascomycota, Sordariomycetes, Xylariales, Xylariaceae. The record is from RefSeq and is a predicted model, not a curated record. Gene Ontology annotation, biological process: deoxyribonucleotide biosynthetic process.
UAAAGUAGCUGAUUUACUACACGUGAUUUGGCGCGAACUACACUUUAAAAGGUGGGCGUCCCAACACGCUUCAAUUCUGCAUCUGCAUCUUCUCGAUCAAACCACUGCCUCCAAACCACUUUACGCGUGCACCAACACUCCAUCACAUCACAAGCUCAGUCUGCAAUUGUAACUUGGUUUUCUAUAUAUCCAAUUCUCUUUAAUAUCAUCUUCAUCCCCCACAAUGGCAACUGAGAUCACCCCCUCCAAGAAGGCUGCAUCGGCCAUUGAGUCCUUUACGAUGGAAUCUCCGGUUAAGAAGCUAGACUUUUCCGCUGCGGGCAAGGAGAAUGCUCCUGCCGACUCCGACCUCCACACUCUCUCCAACCAGAUCGACUCCUACAAGCCCACAACCACAACGGAGACACCCAAAGAGGAGCCCAAGCCUGCUGUAGCCGCUGGCAUCAAGGCUGAGGAGGCCGAUGAGCCCCUCCUUCAAGAGAACCCUCAGCGCUUCGUGCUGUUCCCCAUCAAGUACCAUGAGAUCUGGCAAAUGUACAAGAAAGCCGAGGCUUCUUUCUGGACUGCUGAGGAGAUUGAUCUGUCCAAGGAUCUGCACGACUGGAACAACAGAAUCAAUGAAGACGAGAAAUACUUCAUCUCCCACAUCUUGGCCUUCUUCGCUGCCUCCGAUGGUAUCGUAAACGAAAACCUUGUCGAGCGCUUCAGUGGCGAGGUGCAGAUUCCUGAAGCUCGAUGCUUCUACGGUUUCCAGAUCAUGAUGGAGAACAUCCACUCCGAAACAUACUCUCUGCUCAUUGACACCUACAUCAAGGAGCCCGCCCAGCGCAACCAUCUUUUCAAUGCCAUUGAUACUAUUCCUGCCAUUCGCAAGAAGGCUGACUGGGCUCUGAAGUGGAUUGCUGAUCGCAACUCCACUUUCGCCCAACGUCUGAUCGCCUUUGCUGCUGUCGAAGGUAUCUUCUUCAGUGGUGCUUUUGCCUCCAUCUUCUGGCUCAAGAAGCGUGGUUUGAUGCCCGGUCUGACCUUUUCUAACGAGCUCAUCUCGCGUGAUGAGGGUCUCCAUACCGAUUUCGCCUGCCUGCUCUUCUCUCACUUGAAGAACCGGCCUAGCAAGGAAGUUGUAGAAGCAGUCAUUGUCGAUGCCGUGAAGAUUGAGCAAGAAUUCUUGACCGAGGCCCUACCUUGUGGUCUACUUGGCAUGAACGCCAACCUCAUGAAGCAGUACAUUGAGUUUGUGGCCGACCGUCUACUUGUAGCACUUGGCAAUGACAAGGUCUACCGCUCAACCAACCCCUUUGACUUCAUGGAGAACAUCUCCCUCGGCGGCAAGACCAACUUCUUCGAGAAGCGCGUCGGCGACUACCAAAAAGCUGGUGUCAUGGCCAGCACCAAGAAGAACGUCUCGAAUGAUGAUGUCUCGCAGUCAACUGAGAGCAAGGGAGAGAAUGGCGGUGACUUCACUUUCGAUGAUGACUUCUAGGCGACUAUGCCUACUAUCUACUUCGAUAAGAAGUGCACCAUCUUCUCUUUAUGAUACCCUUUUCUUUUCUCACAUAUAUCAUACCUGCCCUGCCGUGUAUAUCAGACUUCGCGCAACGACGAAGUUUCCCCCCUCUAUUCUGCAUGGUAUUAUACGAUAGACCAAGAGGCAUGGCGAGCAAUUGGCUAAGCUGUCUCCUACAGCAAUAAUCUCCUAUCUUUCUGCUUAUGAUCGGUUGGCAUUGGGUACGGUCAAAAACCCAGACGUGGCGUUUUACGGAGUAUUGGGAUCCCGGCGUUCUCACGGUGCUUUAAUGGACACUGGGAAUCUUGGUUGGGUGGGUGGCAAGUGCUGUGUAAAGCAGCUUGGGGGCUCUUGAAUGCGAACGCGAAUGUUUUUAUGAAGUUUCGAUAUGAAGCAAAAAAUAGCUGUUCAAAAGAAGGAAGUGUAACUCUAGCUAGACUAGGUAGUCCUGGAACACGGGCGCGGAAAGCGCUUUUAAUGCAGCAGAUGAAGUUAAGAAUA